Molecule: messenger RNA, 484 nt
Organism: Abrus precatorius (Indian licorice)
Lineage: Eukaryota; Viridiplantae; Streptophyta; Magnoliopsida; Fabales; Fabaceae
Exons: 1
Coding region: 2-484 (160 amino acids)
Source: RefSeq, a predicted model, not a curated record
UAUGCCUGUUCCCUACUCCCUCGCCGUCUUCGUCGUGCUCAUUCUCGCCGGAGACUCCUCCGCCAGGGAGCUCCGGCCAUCGGAUCACGGUCUCACCUUCCAGACACUGUCCCCGGCGGGGGCGCAUUCCUCGCCGGAGAUGAGAUCCUUCUUCAACAGCGCGAACUCCUCGCCGACUAUGUCCUCCUCCUCCGACGUGGCGCUGCCGAGGGCCAUGGAUUCCGGCGAAGCCUCGCCGCCGUCGUGGUGGAGAUCCGGAGGCGGAAGCGACGGAAGAGACCACGUCGGAAAGGCACUGACGGUGGCGAGCUUAGUGUGUGGAAUUGCAGGUGCGGUUCUGCUUGUGGCUUCGGGUUUGAUUUAUGCAUUAAAGUACCGAAACAGAAAGCAGAAUUUAGACGCAGCGUUUUGCGGUGAGAAUGGGAACGAAGGUGAGAAUGACGAUGACAAUAACAAAUUGCAAUUAGUGGUACGCAACCCUUAA